UACAACCAGCUGAAAUGUUACAGCCAAGAAACCAACGCAACUGCCAACCCAGGAAGGCCGCGCUGGCGGGGCCAUUGCAUACCCCGCCGCGGCCUGAUUUUCCUCCGGCUCCCUCCCCCAAUCCGUCCUUCGACCCCUGUUCCUUCCCGAUUCAAUUCCUUCAGACUAUAGCGGCACCAGCGACGUAGAUCUUUUUCUGUGUUCCUGUGUCCCCAGACGAAUUUAUUUGGUUAAGUUCUUGAAUCUUGAAUCACAGAAGACUAGUUUCGGAUCAGUCAAACUUCAAGGUGCUCAGACAACGGUUUGGAAAUCUAGCGUGAAGGAAACCUAUUUUUAAUGCAAGAACAAAGUUGAAUUGAGCCCGCACAGAAGGCCUAGCAUGUGGCGGCAUUAAUAGCCCGUAUUGAUGGCGUCGUCUCUAUCGUCGGCGCUGAGCUCGAUGGAGGUGAUGCUGGACGCGCUCAUGCAACGAGGGAUAGGGAAACCGGAAGAUCAGAAGCCCAAAGAAGAGGCUCCGCCGGCGCUGCCCACGCGGCCCACGGUGAGGGGCAGGCUUCCUUCGUUGCAUAGCCCCGGCGCCACGGCUCCAUGGAUUCACCGGCCUCCACUGCCGCCACUUCCUCCUGCACAGAAAGAAGAGGAGGAGAAAUGUUCAGUUAACUUGGACCUGGAAAGAAGGGCGCUGAAGGCAGAGGAGGAGGUGAAACAGAGAGACGAGGAGGUGAGGAAGAAAGAGGAUGAGAUCGCCGCCCUACGACAACAGGUUGAGCAUUACGAAUCCUGGCUUUCGGAAUGCGAGGUCAGGAUAAAGUCUGUGGAGGAUGAGCUGAAAAAGCAGAUCACUUCGUUACAGAUGGCUCAAACUACCGGGGGCAGGAGAGGUGGGUCGACGACAACAUCGCAGCAUCGGCAAGAAUCACCUGGCGAUGCCGUGCCACCGUCCCAGUCGUCCACGAGGCGGCAGCACGGUUGCGUGCCCACGGUCGUCAUCGUCGACAAGAGGCAAACGGAGGUGAAUCAACUGGCCAAGGAGUUCCGGCGUGACAGCGAGGCGUUUGAGCACGGGGCGCGCGUGGUUGUGGUGGAGGCGGCGGCGCCUCCUGGCAGCGCCAAGUCGGUGGACGAGCUCAAGACGCUGAAGCGGCAGUUCGGCGCGUGGAAGGAGUACGAGACCCGGCUGCUCAAGAAGCUCGUCCACACGGAGAAGAGCCAGAGCCACGGCCACGGCCACCAGCGGCGGUGCGGGUGGUGGAGGAUGAAGGCGCCCAAAUGCAAGGCCCCCAAAUGUUGCAGCUUCAAGUUUCCGAGCCCGAAAUUGUCCUGCUUCUGCUGCUGCUUUCGCUGCUGCUGCUAGUCAUUCGGAGAGCGGAUUGAGCAUGACACAACUGUAUUCUGGGUGUAAGUGUCGGAAUUGAAUCUGUAUAUCUUGUGAGAAAAUGUGAAUUUGGAUGGA
This is a messenger RNA of Phragmites australis (common reed), 1453 nucleotides long. Its product is annotated as myosin-3-like. The coding region runs from base 407 to 1354 and encodes 315 amino acids. The record is from RefSeq and is a predicted model, not a curated record. The transcript is spliced from 4 exons. NCBI's taxonomy places the organism in Eukaryota, Viridiplantae, Streptophyta, Magnoliopsida, Poales, Poaceae.